UUGGUUAUGCUAUUCUAUUAUACCACACACCACAUACCAUCUCUUGUGUUUUCAUCAUGGGAAUUUCUUCACACCCUUCUCUUGUCUCCCUCUCUUUGAAGGAUCUGCUUGAAGCAAACAGGAAUUCAUCAUACGGGUGUUUGAGAACCAAAAAGAAGGGUGUUAGGAGGCCAACUAGGAGGGUUUUGAUGAAGAGAAGGGGUGGUUGUAGAAGAGGAUCAAAUGGGAUUCGGAGACGCGUGAGAACAUUGAAGACCCUUGUCCCUAACUCUCAUUCUUUGGGGUUGGAUGGACUCUUCAGAGAAACUGCUAAUUACAUAUUGUCCUUACAAACGAGAGUGAGGGUCAUGCAGGUUAUGGUUAAUGUAUUGACACCUUCUCACGACUGAUUCAUUUGUUUGUAAAGACUAAUUAUAAUUAAGAUUUUUGUUUUCCUUGUGGUUUGUAGCUACACAAACAGUGGUUUCAGAUUCCAUGUUCUUUGUCUCCUGCAUCUAGAUUUAGAUCAUUUCAUGGUGUAAGAAUCAUAUGACUGCCUUAUUACAGUCUUUCUUAAUUACAUAUAUUUACCUGUAUUAAUCAAUCUCUCAAUUGGGA
Vigna radiata var. radiata (mung bean) is the source of this 597-nucleotide messenger RNA. Its product is annotated as transcription factor UPBEAT1. Bases 57 to 389 code for a protein of 110 amino acids. Lineage: Eukaryota; Viridiplantae; Streptophyta; Magnoliopsida; Fabales; Fabaceae. The transcript has a single exon. Gene Ontology annotation, biological process: regulation of DNA-templated transcription. The record is from RefSeq and is a predicted model, not a curated record.